Neurospora tetraspora is the source of this 877-nucleotide messenger RNA. RefSeq lists its product as uncharacterized. The record is from RefSeq and is a predicted model, not a curated record. NCBI's taxonomy places the organism in Eukaryota, Fungi, Ascomycota, Sordariomycetes, Sordariales, Sordariaceae. The coding region runs from base 124 to 813 and encodes 229 amino acids. The transcript has a single exon.
UGCAAUUGAGGCUCCAGGGUCAUUCACGAUCAUGAUGUUUCAUGGUCGACAUCCGAUUGCUCAACGGCGGCCCUGACAUGCAGCGCUGGCUCUUUUGGGAAGCCCCUAGAGGUAUGCUUUUGGAUGUGUCGUAUCGCAAGACUCGAUAGUUACACAUCACGGCCAAUCGGUGAGCUAUCUCUUUCUGUUCCUCACUUCAGAGUUUCUUUACCACCUGUGCAAAACAUUCAGCUUCCCGGUCUCCGAGCGUGGACUGAUUGGAUCGAUGGGCCUCAAGCGCUGCAAGCGCUACAUAUCUCAUCCAGACUGCCAACAAACAGCAAGUGGAUGUUUCCUCUCCUGCUGCCAUGUCCAACGGGUAGCUGCCGCACGCCAAGACACCUCCUUUGCAAGUGCAAGUGGCAGCAAUGUCUUAAACUGGUGCCAUCGAGGUACCUCGCAUUGGAUCACUGCACUAGCGUCGUACAAGUAAGCUACGGCGCACGGACUAGCCUACGGGUACCUUUCCACGACCAACGGGCAGGACCAACCAAUCUUCAACCUUUUUCACCUCACAUCGAUCACGCUGCAGUUGCACCCACCGACAACACCACUGCACUCCAGCACCACUCCAGCACCACUCCAGCACUCCUUCAGCAGUGCAACUCGCGGCAUCGUGACCGCCGAUCUAACCGACGUGACAGCGCAUUGCGCGCGUGGUUCCGUUACAACCUUCCUGCCUUUGGACCGACAGCCGCAGCGCGCAAUUUGGCGGCCGGCUCGCUCGCGUGUAUACGGAUGCCAGGCCCGAUUUCCGGAAGCCGGGACGCCUGAUAGGGGAUCCGGUGCGGAGGCGCCCGUCGGAUGGCAGUCUAUGACACGGCCAGUGCUGCUCCGC